AUGUGUUAUUGUCGUAAUCUGAUGUUGGGUAAACUUUUUUGCAACAGUGAUACCUCACAAUCCAACCUGAGAAAACCUAGUGAUUUUGUACCAGCUUUAACACCUGCCCUACAAUUGUUCAUAAAUCAGUGUGAUCAUGACCUGGUAGAGUAUUUUCAACAGAAUGAUAGGGAUAAAUAUUAUAAUUUAACCCAUGAGCAAAGAUUAGCUUUGGUCAAGUUAUGUGGUUACACAGAUAUCACAAUCAAGAUGGCCGAUAAGGGUGGUUCGGUAGUAAUUUUGGAUUCGGACUGGUAUGCCAAUAAGUUGAAAUUGUUAUUGUCGGAUACAGUGACCUAUCAUAUUAUUAAUCCCAUUGAUGUUAAAAGGACUAUAGAUAGAGUUCACAGUAAACUGUGUUGUUUGAGUCACAGAUUGUUGUUUACACCACAGCAGUUAGAAUUCUUGUACAUUGAUAAACCGACCACUCCGAUUUUUAAAGCGUUGCCAAAGGUGCAUAAGAGUUUAACUGACCCACCCCUUAGACCGAUAGUUUCGGGUAGGGGUUGGGUCACUGAAAAUAUUUCCAUAUGGCUAGAGGUUUUUCUUAAACCAUAUGUAGCCUCGAUGAAACAUAUAUUGGUGGACACAGGACACUUCCUCACUUUAAUUGGAAGUAUUAAACAAGAAGAGUUAUUGGGUGAUUACUUAAUGGUAACUUUGGACAUUAAUAAUCUGUUCACCGUGAUCAACAAUGAAUAUGGCUUAGAGGCCAUCAAGACACUACUCACUACAUUAGAGCUAACACAUAAUAGGAUAGAGCUGGUAGUUGAGUUACUGACUCUGGUAUUGGAAAACAACAUCUUUCAAGGGAUUGAUGGGGAAGAACUUUUGUGUUUUUGGGUGACUGCCGAAAGAUUAUUUAAUAUUGACAGGAGCAGCCAUACUCGGAGAGAUCAGUACCAAUCUCUUUUGCGGGUGCUGAGUGCUACCUACCUGCAAGAAGGCUCUAUUGUCAGCUCAACCUGCAAGAUUGCCCAUGAAACGCUGGAAGAAUUUGCAAACUGGGAAAAUGCUCUAAAAAAACGGAUAGAGCUUUUGAGGCUUUCUAAAACGCUGGAAGAAUUUGCAAACUGGGAAAAUGCUCUAAAAAAACGGAUAGAGCUUUUGAGGCAGAUACAGCAUAAAGCCCUGCAUAAACUACAAACCUAUUGGAUACCAUGCUUUUUAACUCAUUCCAAAAUUACUUUGGAGAAGCUGGAAGAGGAAAGCCACAUACUAAAAAGCUGUCUAGUAAGACUGAAUUCAGAAAGUGUGGAAAAAAACCAAGCAGAGGACGAUGUUACCCUAGUUGUGUUACCUGUGCAAAUAAAACAGUCCUUGCAUGCCCCAGAGCAGUAUUCUACAAGACAUACCAAAAGGCUACUUUGGUGUUCUGCUGAAGGUUAUAAUGACAAGCAUCCAGUUUUAAGAAGUCAAACUGGGAGAGAUUCUUGGAAGGCUACAUAUAAAGAAAAUUGUGAUAGUUCUAAACAACUUAAAUCCAACUAUGCUACUGAUGGUAAAGUGAAAAGAUCCAUCUCCUCACAAAACUCAACCCCCAGGGCAUGCACGACACUAUCUCACAACAGUAAUAGCAAAUCAAAACAUGUAAGCAAUAUUAAAAGUCUAAACAGUAAUACUGAAAAGCCACUACCGCCAGUUGUUGGCAAAAAAGUACCAAAAAAUGGUUCAUAUGUAAAAAUUCCAGGAAAAACUUUAAGCAUAUACAGUCCUCCUGUCAAAUCCUGUUCGUUACAGCAGAUAGAGAACUAUCCCUUAAUUCCUCACCAGCUCGACUACUUGCAGUUGGUGCUUAGAGCAGACAGUUUUGCAGGAGGUCCCUUUGAAAAUUUUUUACACAAAAAAGGCUGUAUCCUUGAGCUGCACUACCUAGGGUUAUGGCGUGUAAUGGACACCUUCCUUUCCAUUGCUGUCUUGAGUUCUCGAGACCGAGAGGGCAAUAUACUGCGUCAGAUACUGGCAGAAAAGAUCUUAGAGACUUACCUUUUGGAGACUAGCAAGUGUCAUAUCCCACUGCAGGAAAACACUGUCAGACAUCUUGAAGCUCUCCUGCCAUCUGAUGAGGCUCUGGCUUGGCUACGGAAGGCAGAGGGAGAAAUCUGUCAGGUACUUUACACACACUUUGAUCAGUUUUUGCAUGAAGAAGAUACAACUUUCCUUGAUCUCGUGACUCAUACAAAAAUUGAUGGCAGCCAUGAAAGGCAAGGGAGAAAAUCAUCUUGGAACGAUUAUAAGGUACCUAGCCAGCAAGUAUGGCGAAUCAAAGAAGCCCUCAUUCUUGGCUGGGCCUGUUCAACCAUUGAAAAGGUGGACUCACUUACAGAAAAACAAUGGAAACAGCUGAUAAUGGUAGACCUUGGAAAUGGAGGAUCAGUCCAGAUGGCACCAGAACCAGUUGUCAACCCAACUGACUAUAAAAGCAUGUCCUUUGAUGAGUUAGCUUCAAAGUACCCUAAAAUUGCUGUGGAAAAGCUCAGUGUAAAUUAUCAGCUUUACUGUCAGAGGAUACCUCAUGCAGAAAGGCCAGCAGAGAAGGAAGACCAGAACAGAGCUCAGUGGAAAAAAGUAGAUCUGAGAUUCAUAAGAAAGGGAAACACAGUCCUUCAAAGGCCUACGUCAAAGCCAAGAUCCUUAAUGGAGAUAUUGCGUAGUUCUCUUCAUGUGGAAUUUUUCAAACGAUUCCUACGAGCACAGGAUGCAGAGGCUCCACUCCUUUUCUGGUUAGCUGUGGAAAAACUCAGCAUGGUGGAUGAAGACAGAUUUCAGAAAUCUCAUAUCAAGAGGAUCAUGGGAAACUUUUUCUCAAAGAACACCAACCCUAAUGAACUAUUGCAUUGUGAAGCAGGCAUCAUAAAAGAUAUAGCAAAGACUCCCUUACCAACUGUGAACAUGUUUCUGCUGGCUCAGGCUCAUGUCUUCAAAGCCAUGGAUGACAAGUGGUUUAAAAUGUAUCAGGAUACCUUCACUGGAACCCCAGAAACAGUAGAAUCAGAAUCUGCCCUCACUAUGAGGAAAGGCUCCAUUCUGCAAAGCAAACGGAGUCACUGGGGAGCUAGAUCCUAUCCUGGCACUGAAUCAGUGCAAAGCAGAGAAAGUUACCCCAGAUGGUGUAGUCGGCCAUCGCAGGAUGCACUCACACACACACUUUUUCAUAUGCAGCGCACACACCUUCGGGCAAUUUGGAGGAAAAGAGGAUGGAGUAUAUUCAUUGCAUUCAUCCGGAGUGUCUGUAAAUUUCAGAAGUCAAUGUUAGACCUUACCAUUAGACGAGAAUUUGAAGAUUUCCUUAGAAAAGAAGUCCAUAAUGACUUUGAAAAUACUGCCAUACCUCGAGCCACAAGUACAGUGCAUUCAGCUACUGGCACUUCUCGACAGCAGAGCUCAUCUUUGGGUUCCCGUAGUGUGGACUCUGGUGAAAAUUUAGAUAUGCCACAGUUGAAAAGGCGACUCAUCAAUAAUCGAGUUGUGAUUGUCAAUCAUCUUGUUGACGACCUAUGCUUCUAUCUAGAAACUGACAGAUACACUAAGAUGUGUGACUCAGCUAUAAUAAUGAGCUCAGCUGGCCUGUACAGAGAAGAUGAUGAAGCUCUCCUUCGUAACAAAGUAAAUAUGAUCAUCAACCUCUUCCUUAACUCAGAGAUCCCACCAAAGCUACGGGUGAACAUUUCUGAGGUACAAAAGGUGCUGAUUAUGGCAUUAGCAGAGGAUGGAAAUUAUAAUCGAGCUCUUUUCCAUUCAGCACUCAUGUCCAUCUUUCCUGUUCUUAUAUAUUUCUGGAGACGCUUCUGUAUCCAUAAUAUUAUGAAAAGCUUCCAUGGAUGGAAAAAAGUUCAAGAGAAAAAGAAGAUUGCAAUUCCAGAUUAUAGGCGGCUUAAUCUUGACAAACAGUGGUACCGAAAAGUUAAUUUCUACACUAGUGAAGACUUCAUUAUACUUCGAUUUACACUCUCCGCUGGUAUUCAGCUGCUCAUACCUCAUCACAGAGAAAGGAUCAAAGACUUGAGUCCAACUGUACCUGUGUCCAAUAGCAGUUUUUCUGUUGAGAGAUAUCGUGGAUCUUUCUCAUCUUCACCUGCCCUGUCUUGUUUUCAGCAGCAACUGAGUCUACCUCCAUUGGCUUCAGAUAAGAACUGUGUGGAACAGCUUGGAACUCCAGCAGUGACUUCAAAGAAUGAAAUUUAAAAGUGUACUUGGACAGUAAAUAAAAAUAACAUUACCUUCUUGUAUCCUCAUGUUUCUGUGUUUAUUUUGAUAAUAUCUGUAACUUUGCCUGCCACUAAGAAGUUGUUUGACUAAAAACUGAGCUGCUUUUUUGAUGUUAAAAAUCUCAGACACACACAGAUCUGAAAACACAGUACUAAUCAAAACUAAGACAAGUAUAUAAAUAUACUCAC
Molecule: messenger RNA, 4436 nt
Organism: Protopterus annectens (West African lungfish)
Lineage: Eukaryota; Metazoa; Chordata; Ceratodontiformes; Protopteridae
Gene: RGSL1
Product: regulator of G protein signaling like 1
Exons: 20
Coding region: 1-4224 (1407 amino acids)
Source: RefSeq, a predicted model, not a curated record